This is a messenger RNA of Eucalyptus grandis, 1989 nucleotides long. RefSeq names its product cytochrome b561 and DOMON domain-containing protein At5g47530. The record is from RefSeq and is a predicted model, not a curated record. NCBI's taxonomy places the organism in Eukaryota, Viridiplantae, Streptophyta, Magnoliopsida, Myrtales, Myrtaceae.
UUGUUGUUUCUUGCUCGUUUCCUCCGGUCGUUCUUGCACGACCGUGUCACUGGAGUUUGCCGUGCGCGUAGGUGAAGGUUCGGGGCAGGAGAGGGGGGGGCACGGUGUGAACAGGAGGAAGAAGACUGAAGAGGACAUUAGGCGGUGGUUGUGGAGAGAGAGAAGUUCCAAAAGAGAUUUUUCAACGAAGUCUUCCGAAUAAGAACAACGCCCUCCCCUCCCCCCUAGAGAAAAUCCUUAUAAAAAUUUCCACAGAGCGAGAGAUAAAGUUGCUGUGCGACAGGGAAGAAGAGCCUAACAACUCCCCUCCCCCUUCCCCUGUCAAGUUGGAAACAUUCAUCAAGCAGCCCACCCAACGACCUAACCCCACCUUCCCUCCUUUAUAAUAACCCCUCCCUCCUCCCAUCUCUCCUAGCUUCUCAUUGCACUGCACUUGCUCCAUCAGGAAAACCAGCACAGCAAACCAGCCCUCCUGAACCUGCUGCCAUGGAUAGUUUCCUCAAGAAGCUCCUGCUUUGUGCUGCCCUGCUCGUGUUGUCCAUGGUGGCGCCGUCCUCGGCGCAGACUUGCUCCAGCUACACCUUCUCCAACAACAAGUUGUUCAGCUCCUGCACCGAUCUGCCUUACCUCAGCUCGUUCCUGCACUGGACUUACGACUCGGCGACGGGCACGGCCCAGAUAGCCUACCGGCACGCGUCGGUGGACACGUCCAAGUGGGUGGCCUGGGCCAUCAACCCGACCGGGUCCGGCAUGGUCGGGGCGCAGUCGCUCGUGGCGUACCAGCAGUCCAACGGGACCAUGCUGGCCUACACGUCGCCGAUCGCCGGGUACCAGACCAGCUAGGAGGGGAGUCUGAGCUUCAACGUGUCGGAUCUCUCCGCGACGUCCACGGGCAGCGAGAUCAUCAUCUUCGCCACCAUAGUCCCCCCGAACAACGGCGCGGUGAACCAGGUUUGGCAGGACGGCCCGCUCUCCGGCGGGUCCCCGAGCGUGCACGCCACCACCGGCGCUAACGUUCAGUCCAUGGGGACGCUGAAUCUCGCCUCCGGUCAGGCAGGGUCAUCUGGGGGUAGCAACUCGAAGAUAAGAAAGAGGAAUACGCAUGGAGUGCUAAAUGCUGUGAGCUGGGGGAUUCUGUUGCCGAUUGGCGCCAUCAUAGCCAGAUACUUGAAGGUGUCCAAAGCUGCGGACCCGGCAUGGUUUUACCUCCACAUCGCGUGCCAAACCUCAGCCUACAUCGUCGGCGUCGCCGGAUGGGCAACUGGUAUCAAGCUCGGCAGCGACUCGCCCGGCAUAACUUACUCUGCCCACAGGACAAUUGGCAUUGUUCUGUUCUGCCUCGGCACAGUUCAGGUGUUUGCUUUGCUUCUAAGGCCCAAGAAGGACCACAAAUUCAGAUUCUACUGGAACGUCUACCAUCACUCCAUAGGCUACGCGGUGAUCAUCCUCAGCAUCAUCAACAUAUUCAAGGGGUUUGACAUCUUGAAUCCCGAUAAGAAGUGGAAGCACGCAUACAUCGGGGUGAUCGCGGCCUUGGGCUGCGUUGCGGUGGCUCUGGAGGGAUUCACAUGGUACGUGGUCUUGAAGCGGAGGAGGUCGCAGGGCGGGUCGAAGGUGCCUCACGGCAUGAACGGAUCCAAUGGCUACAAUCACAAUGGAUACGGUGCGAGGCCACACCAGGAGGCGUAGAGAAUGAUUUAUCAGAUGGUGGCUGCGGGUCCUUUUGCCCCUCCUUUUCAUGUUUAUUUUUCCUCCUCUUUCCUGGCUUGGGUCUUAGAGUUCACAGUGAUGCAUACUAUGUAAAUUUUUAUACACGAGUUCAUUCAGCUACAUGUUAUGCUUGUUGCGAGGGAGUUCUAGGAUAUAGCAGUAAUUCUUUCAUAGCUUUUCUCUGUCUCCUCUGGAUUUUUGGCGUUCCCCCAGGUUUCUUGGGACCCUGUACUUUCCUGUGUUAUUACUGAAUCCCUCCAUGCCUUCUUUGCUUUCUAA